This is a messenger RNA of Puma concolor (puma), 1527 nucleotides long. Lineage: Eukaryota; Metazoa; Chordata; Mammalia; Carnivora; Felidae. The record is from RefSeq and is a predicted model, not a curated record.
AUGAUUUCUUCAAAGCCCAGACUUGUCGUACCUUAUGGCCUCAAGACUCUGCUCGAGGGACUUAGCAGAGCCGUUCUCAAAACCAACCCACCAAACAUCACCCAGUUUGCAGCAGUUUAUUUUAAAGAACUCAUUGUGUUUAGAGAAGGGAAUACUUCUCUGGAUAUAAAAGAUCUCGUUAAACAAUUUCAUCUGAUUGAAGUAGAGAGAUGGUCAGAAGGAACGACACGAGAGAAGAAACCAGAAUGUGUAAAAGAACCGGUAGGAACAUCCAUAGUUUCCCACGAACCUACACGGAUGGAAAAAUCUACAGACACAGAGGAGGACAAUAUAGCUGGACCACUGGUCAUCAGCAAAACCACUCAGUUCCCAUCAGUUCAUGCUGAGCUGCUCCCAGAGCCCGACGAGACGUCCGAAGCCGCUCGAGGCUCCAGUUCAAAGCCAACUACCUCUAAGGCUAUGAGCCCACCGUCGUCACCGUCUCCGGCAGCUGGCUCCCUGGAGUUUGCUUAUGUCCCAGCCGACCCAGCUCAGUUUGCUGCUCAGACGUUAGGUAACGUUGCAUCUAUUCAUUCUGAUCAGUCUGACGUGUUAAUGGUGGAUGUGGCAACAAGUUUGCCUGUGUUUUCCAAGGAGGUACUCAGCUCAGAGGCUGCCGAAGAUGCCGCGGCGGCCACUCCUGCUGUGUAUUCUGCAGAGGUGGUGGCCCUGCAGGUUCUGAGCCAAACAUCUGUCCGUGUAGAUUUGGGUUCUGAAUCUAAAGAUGAUCACGCUGAGCCAUCAACGGCUUCCUCAUUCCCCUUGCAGGAUGAACAAGACCCUCCUGCUUACGAUCAAGCUCCUGAGGUCCCUUUGCAGGCUGAUAUUGAGGUCACAUCAUUCGUUCAUAUAUCCUCUAUCUGUAACGAUGAGCCUGUGACUGAAGGAGUCACUUACGUCGAGCAAAUACCAGAGCACAUAGUUAUCCCUUUCACUGAUGACAUUGCUACUCUUAAAGAAAAUGAUCAGUCAUCACCCUCUGGUCCCAUUCCUGUAGCACUCAUGAGGGGCUCAGGCAAAGCCGUAGGUUCUGGAAAACGUGCACGGUCGGAGGAGGACGCAGAAUAUUCCUCGGUGCAAAUGGAGGCAGAAGCAGUUCUGUACUCCAACACCUCCCUGCAAGGUCCGCCUGCACAACUCCAGGAUGCAGAGGGCUCUACCAAUGCAGUAGGCUCUGAAAAAUCUUUGCACCUUGAAAUGGAGUUUACUGCUCUAGUCCCUGGCAAUCCUGGGCAGGAGGAAUCCGGGGAAAACUCUGCCACCCAGGAGAUGGAGGCCACACUUGCGCUCUCUGGGGAAGCUGCCAAAGCAGGGAGCUUGGGUGCACCUGUAAGGUCAUCUGGUGGUCCCCCCAUUCCUGUUCCAGAAGGUCUUACUGAGCCAGAAAUCGAACCAGAGUGGGAAGCAGCACCCGAACAAGGUUUGAUGGAGCCAGAGUUUGCUCCACCUGGCACUUUUGGACACGGCACAGAUAGUGAAGAACCCUAA